Molecule: messenger RNA, 2478 nt
Organism: Periconia digitata
Lineage: Eukaryota; Fungi; Ascomycota; Dothideomycetes; Pleosporales; Periconiaceae
Source: the annotation of a GenBank genome assembly
CUUGGCGCGUGUGCAAGGGGGAGGGCUGUAAGGCCGAAGAUUAUGUGUCUCUUAGACAGCCAAUUCUAUCACCGACAACUGUUACUCCCUUUCUCACAUUCUCUACCAUCUUUGCGUGAGGUUUUGCUUGGGAACCUCAUAUCGUUGAAACCCACGAUGUCCUCCUCUCCGGCCGGCGUGCGGCAGCGCGGUCCCAAAGAUAAAAAGCGACCGACUACACCAAAUACUGAAGCAAUUCAGGAGAAGGUCUACGAUACCGCUGAAAAAGUCAAGAGAGAGUUCAAAGCUCAACAAGGCGGAGAAUGGGACUAUAAGCUGGCCAUCACAAUCAUUACCAUUCUUGCGUUCGUCACACGAUUUUAUGGCAUCACCUACCCCUCAGAGGUUGUCUUUGAUGAAGUACAUUUCGGCAAGUUCGCAUCGUAUUACCUCCAACGACUCUACUUCUUCGAUGUCCACCCUCCUUUCGGAAAGCUUCUAUUCGCGUUCGCAGGCUGGCUUGUUGGAUACAAGGGUGACUUCUUGUUUGAGAACAUCGGAGAUUCAUACAUCACAAACAAGGUGCCCUAUGUGGCCUACCGCGCGAUGCCCGCUACCAUGGGUGCGCUCACUGUUCCCACUGUCUUCAUGAUCAUGUGGGAAUCGGGCUAUUCCUUGCCUGCCUGUGUGACUGCUGCUGGGCUUCUUCUCUUCGACAACGCUCAUAUCGGUCAAACCCGGUUGAUCCUCCUCGAUGCUACCUUGAUCUUCUUCAUGGCACUGUCGGUUCUGGCCUAUAUUCGCUUCUACAAGCUCCGUCAUGAGCCAUUUGGCCGCAAAUGGUGGAAGUGGCUGCUUUUGACUGGUGUCUGCCUGAGUUGUGUGAUCUCCACCAAAUACAUAGGAGCAUUCACUUUCUUCUCCAUUGGUGUACCGGUCUUGAUUGAUCUGUGGGAUCUCAUGGACAUCAACCGCCGUCAAGGGGCUUUGAGCCUUCCUGAAUUCGGCAAACAUUUUGCCGCUCGCGCUGUUGGGCUCGUCGUCGUCCCCUUCUUCCUCUACCUCUUCUGGUUCCAGGUUCACUUUUCAAUCCUCACCCGUUCCGGCCCUGGAGAUGAUUUCAUGACACCAGAAUUCCAGGAGACCCUGAGCGACAAUGUCAUGACGCUCCAAUCUGUUGGCAUCAACUAUUUCGAUACCAUCACUCUUCGACACAAAGAGACCAAAGUGUACCUUCACAGCCAUCCGGAUCGCUACCCAUUGCGAUAUGACGAUGGUCGUAUUUCCUCUCAGGGACAGCAGGUCACCGGGUAUCCUCACAACGAUACGAACAAUCACUGGCAAGUUCUACCUGGCUCGCCACUUGACGAUGCGGACAGUCAGCGUGUGCAGAUUGGAGAUACCAUACGCCUACGCCAUCUAGUGACUGACACUAUCCUCCUGACGCAUGAUGUUGCCUCGCCCUAUCAUCCUACUAACCAAGAAUUCACUACAGUUGGACAGGAAGACGCAAGCGGUGAUCGUUUCAACGAUACCUUGUUCGAGCUCAAAGUCGAUGGCAAGACCAGCGGAGACUUCAAGACGAUGUCCACUCACUUCAAACUUGUUCAUGUCCCCACAAAGGUCGCCAUGUGGACUCACACAACUCCUCUGCCUGAUUGGGCUUACAAACAAGCCGAAAUUAAUGGCAACAAGAACGUCCAGCAAAGCAGUAACACUUGGCUGGUAGAUGAUAUCCCAUCUCUCCCAGCUGAGGAUGAGCGUAACAAGAAAGAGGUCAGACAGGUCAAACAUCUGUCUUUCCUACGCAAAUACAUCGAAUUGCAGCGGGCCAUGUUCUAUCACAACAAUGCUCUUACAAGCUCGCACCCGUACUCUUCUUUCCCCGCUUCGUGGCCGUUCCUUCUGCGUGGCGUGUCAUUCUGGACUCAGAAUGAUACCCGCGAACAGAUUUACUUCUUGGGUAACCCCAUCGGCUGGUGGUUGGCCUCGUCCCUCCUCGCCGUCUUUGCCGGUGUCAUUGGAGCGGAUCAACUGGCUCUGCGUCGUGGAGCAGAUGCUCUCGAUCAACGCACCCGGUCGCGCCUAUAUAACUCAACAGGAUUCUUCUUCCUCACCUGGGUGGCUCACUACGUUCCCUUCUAUAUCAUGGGUCGCCAACUGUUCCUGCACCACUAUCUCCCCGCCCAUCUCGCAUCCGUCCUCGUCACAGGUGCCCUCGUCGAAUUCAUCUUCAACAUCGAGCCCGCUGACCCCGACGCGCCGUCUGUUAGCAAUCCAGCACCAAAGGGCCAUCGCCGCACGCUCUCUAAACCCGUCCGCGAACGCAUCGCGACGCAGAGCAUGCUAGGCAGCUGGAUCGCCACCGGAGUCAUCCUCGCCGUCGUCUUCUGGUGCUUCUUGUUCUUUGCGCCUUUGACCUAUGGCAAACCUGGUUUGACGGUGGACCAAGUGCAGGCCCGGAAAUGGCUGGCAUAUGACCUGCAUUUUGCGAAAUAG